Molecule: messenger RNA, 766 nt
Organism: Mytilinidion resinicola
Lineage: Eukaryota; Fungi; Ascomycota; Dothideomycetes; Mytilinidiales; Mytilinidiaceae
Exons: 5
Coding region: 56-766 (236 amino acids)
Cellular component (GO): membrane; endomembrane system
Source: RefSeq, a predicted model, not a curated record
ACAUUUUAGUCUUGCCUUUCCUUCUAGGUAUUGAAGCGUUCCAAGCGUCAUCAAAAUGAGUACCACCAAGAUCUCUCAGGAGCUGAGCCGGAAGCAUCCGCUCCAACGACUCGAGUCUCCUUCUACGGGCAUAUCUGCAUUGAUUCAUGUCGUUGGACUUGCCAGUUUCUCUUAUUCGUACAAAUAUCUUUUCGACUUUCCAAAUUUUAUCUCCGAAUCCUACGGCUGGCACUUCCAAUUCCUCACCAUCAUCGGCCUCACCGUCGCCACCACCUCCUUCAUCUUCGGCCUCCUCGCCGACCUCACCUCCUCCCGCCGCCUCUUCUCCGUCAAAAACACCCUCGCCGCCACCGCCGCCCCCCUGGAAGUGCUAAUCAGCAUCCUCUACUGGACGCUGCGCUUCACCGACCCCUCCCUCGUAAUGCCCGACUGGGCUCCCCCCCUGACCCUCCCCGCCGACAUCAGUUUCCACGCCCUCCCCUCCCUCCUCCUGGUCCUCGACCUCCUCCUCCUCUCGCCACCCCGCACGGUCGGGCUCUCCACUCUCCUCACCAGCACGUUCCUCGCCUUCGCGUACUGGUUCUGGGUCGAGCUGUGCUACUCGCACAACGGGUUCUACCCGUACCCGCUGUUCGACGCGCUGAGCACGCCGCAGCGGGUGGGGCUGUUUGCGUUCAGCGGGGCGCUGAUGGCGGCGAGUGCGGUGGGGUUGGGGGCGGUUUAUGGGUGGGUGAAUGGGGUGGAGGGAGGGAAGAGGGCCACGUGA